UUAUCUCCUAAUAUAUAUCCUCCCUAAAUUUCAUUGAGAAACAGAGCUACAAAAAUGUCAACUCUAAAUCUCCUUUCAAUUUUGAUCAUUCUUGUUUCAGCCACUAAUGCCCAAACAAAUGAUCAAAAUUCAUGGGCGAAGAGAGACAAGAGAGGAAAUGAGGUAACAACCACUCUUCAAUUCUAUUUCCACGACAAAUCGGGCGGCCCGAACCCGACAUCGGUGAGGAUUGCUCAAGCAGCCCAAACCAACAACUCGUCAACUUUCUUCGGCGCCUUGGUGAUGAUCGACGAUGCAUUGACUAUCGGACCCGAUCCGUUGUCAAAGAAUGUGGGCCGGGCCAGGGGCUUGUACGGGUCGGCCGGGCUGACAGAAUUUAGCUUGAUCAUGGCCGUUAGCUACGUGUUUACCGACGGAAUCUAUGAUGGUAGCUCGUUUAGCCUUCUUAGUAUCAACGAGGAGACGAAAUCGCCUCGGGAGAUGGCCGUCGUGGGUGGAACCGGGCUUUUCCGGCUGGCCCGUGGCUAUGUGAUCGCACGAACCUAUGCGGCCAAUUCUACCGAGGGUGCUAUCGUUGGCUACAAUGUUACUCUUUACACGAAAACAAUGUAUCAAUGAUCGAUGCGACAUACGAAAUAUAUAAAAAUAUAGUAGUUUAUAAGUUAAGGGGAUGAUAACAACUCAUAAGAUUCUAUUCCCCAUUUAUUCUCAUUGAAUGUUUGUUCAAAAUUGUAAACUUGCAUAUUUGUAUUAAUUUUGUUCCUGCCAUCUCCA
Messenger RNA from Salvia miltiorrhiza (redroot sage), 774 nucleotides. Its product is annotated as dirigent protein 23-like. The record is from RefSeq and is a predicted model, not a curated record. The coding region runs from base 55 to 618 and encodes 187 amino acids. NCBI's taxonomy places the organism in Eukaryota, Viridiplantae, Streptophyta, Magnoliopsida, Lamiales, Lamiaceae. The transcript has a single exon.